CGUGGCGCCCCCUCUUACCGCCGACAUACUGCUGCCAACCAACAACCAUAUAGGAGACAGGCGGAGCACAGUUUUGCUCAACGUGGAGUGCGAGGCAGACCCACGCAGUCCUUUCAUAGGACAGACCGGGCUGCUUAUGGCCAUCCCCCCAAACCUACACAGCGUGCACAGACACGAGACUGAGGGUGCAUGGCCGGCGGCAGGGUGUUUCACUCAAGGCUAAAGACCAGCGGGCGCUGAGGUCUUUUCUCCUCAGGGGGGUUCCCCUGGGGCCACCUCCAGCAAGGAGGGAGGUCAUCACCACGAACGCCAGCCAGCACGGCUGGGGCGGGGUUUGGAACCAUCAGGGAAUACACGGCGUAUGGCGGGGCAGGCUUCAGGCCUACCACAUCAAUUAUCUGGAGCUACAUGCAGUAUGGCUUACACUGCAGAACUUCAAAGAACAGUUGGAACACAAACAUGUUCUUCUGGACUCUUCGAAUAUACAGUUAUACAGGCAGGUCAUGGGAACUGCGAUGGGUGCUGCAUAUGCUCCAAACUAUGCUGGCCUCUACCUGGGCCUAUGGGAGGAAUGCUGAACGAAUUCCACCUGUACUUGAACAGCAUCAACCCCAAUCAACCUCAAUCAACUUCCUUGAUUUGAAAAUCUGUGUGGACACGGAGGGGGGCCUUCACACCUCCAUUUACAGGAAGCCCACCGACAGGAACACCAUCCUCAGAGCAGACAGCUUCCACCCAGCCAACUUAAUUUCAAACAUCCCAUACGGUCAGUUUCAGAGACUCCGACGAAUCUGUGACUCAGACAAUGAUUUUGAAGUUCAGUCAACUGACAUAUAUGAACGUUUUAAACAAAGGGGCUACAAGGACAAAACAUUGAACCGUGCAUUGACUAAAACAAAAUCAACUGAACGAGCCAACCUCUUCAAACCCAAACCCAAGAAACCUGUGAGUAACAGAACCUUUUGCUCCCUACAGUACAGUAACCAAACCAACAAAAUCAAACAACUGGGACAUCUUACUAAGUGACACUGC
Alosa alosa (allis shad) is the source of this 1032-nucleotide messenger RNA. RefSeq lists its product as uncharacterized. The coding region runs from base 409 to 1026 and encodes 205 amino acids. The record is from RefSeq and is a predicted model, not a curated record. NCBI's taxonomy places the organism in Eukaryota, Metazoa, Chordata, Actinopteri, Clupeiformes, Clupeidae. The transcript has 3 exons.